AGAGGAGCGCCUCUCGCCAUGGAGGUGAUGAGGUAUCAGUUCUCCAGGUCAGCCAGCAGUUCUGAAGAAAGGGUUGUCACUCACUAUAGCGAGGUCUCGCUACUGUUGGAAGAUAGGCCAGAUUUUCCGGAAGAGCUCCGGGGUGCCAAGAAAGGGAUACUGUACCUCACCCAAUACAAAAUGAUAUUCCAGCACAAAGAUAAGGGAUCGACCAUCAUUCGUUUCCCGCUUCAGCUUAUAGAAGGUUGUUUGCUGGAGGAUGAGCCUGGCUCCGAACCCCAGUGCAUCAAAGGAACCCUGACCUCCAGCCGGGGGGUGGUGUCCUUCAAGCUGAUCUUCCGGCACGGGGCUGCGGAAUGCCUAAACACGAUUAAAGAUCUGUCCGAAGCAGACAUGCUGAGAGAGGGCAGCAACCUCCAGGAAUACCCCACUGCCUCGAUCUACACCUAUGCCCACCCCGCGGCACCUCGGUCAGCACGUUCUGUCAACGUGUUCCCACUGUGGCCACCCCCGUACCCUGGCCCUCCGGACCUCCCCCCUCCUUAUUCCGAAGUGGAAGUGACAUCCCUGCGAGGAAACCAAGGUCCAGAAAUCCAAGAGGGCUGCUGCCGCUGCAGAAGGCAGCAAAUCCAGAACCAAACGAACAGGCAGGACUAA
Molecule: messenger RNA, 657 nt
Organism: Euleptes europaea (tarantolino)
Lineage: Eukaryota; Metazoa; Chordata; Lepidosauria; Squamata; Sphaerodactylidae
Product: WW domain-binding protein 2-like
Exons: 7
Coding region: 19-657 (212 amino acids)
Biological process (GO): positive regulation of DNA-templated transcription
Cellular component (GO): nucleus
Molecular function (GO): chromatin DNA binding; transcription coactivator activity
Source: RefSeq, a predicted model, not a curated record